Molecule: messenger RNA, 3185 nt
Organism: Tachyglossus aculeatus (Australian echidna)
Lineage: Eukaryota; Metazoa; Chordata; Mammalia; Monotremata; Tachyglossidae
Gene: KCNK2
Product: potassium two pore domain channel subfamily K member 2
Exons: 7
Coding region: 39-1319 (426 amino acids)
Biological process (GO): stabilization of membrane potential; potassium ion transmembrane transport
Cellular component (GO): membrane
Molecular function (GO): potassium ion leak channel activity; outward rectifier potassium channel activity
Source: RefSeq, a predicted model, not a curated record
UGUUUUUACUAAGCUUCAAGGCCCUUUCUGAACGCUCCAUGCUGCCCAGCGCCUCGCAGGAGGGACCCGGCUACAGAGCAGGAGUGGCGGCACCUGACUUGCUGGAUCCUAAAUCUGCCACUCAGAACUCCAAACCAAGGCUCUCAUUUUCUACGAAACCCACGGUGCUUUCUUCGCGGGUGGAGAGUGACACAACGAUUAAUGUUAUGAAAUGGAAGACGGUCUCCACGAUUUUCCUGGUGGUCGUCCUCUACCUGAUCAUUGGAGCCACUGUGUUCAAAGCCCUGGAGCAGCCUCAUGAAAGUUCCCAGAGGACCACCAUUGUGAAUCAGAAACAAGUGUUCAUAUCCCAACACUCCUGCGUGAAUGCGACUGAGCUGGACGAACUCAUCCAGCAAAUAGUGGCAGCAAUAAAUGCAGGAAUUAUACCUUUAGGAAACACCUCCAAUCAAAUCAGUCACUGGGAUUUGGGAAGUUCCUUCUUCUUUGCUGGCACUGUUAUUACCACCAUAGGGUUUGGAAACAUCUCACCACGGACACAAGGUGGAAAGAUCUUCUGCAUCAUCUAUGCCUUAUUGGGAAUUCCCCUUUUUGGUUUUCUAUUGGCUGGAGUUGGAGAUCAACUAGGGACGAUAUUUGGAAAAGGAAUUGCCAAAGUAGAAGACACAUUUAUUAAGAGGAAUGUGAGUCAGACCAAGAUUCGCAUCAUAUCAACAAUACUAUUCAUAUUGUUUGGCUGUGUGCUGUUUGUUGCUCUGCCCGCAGUCAUAUUCAAGCACAUAGAAGGCUGGAGCACUCUGGAUGCAAUUUAUUUUGUGGUCAUCACUCUAACUACCAUUGGAUUUGGUGACUAUGUGGCAGGAGGAUCAGAUAUUGAAUACCUAGAUUUCUAUAAACCCGUGGUGUGGUUCUGGAUCCUUGUAGGACUUGCUUACUUCGCUGCCGUUCUGAGUAUGAUUGGAGAUUGGCUCCGUGUCAUAUCGAAAAAGACGAAAGAAGAGGUGGGAGAAUUCAGAGCUCAUGCGGCAGAGUGGACAGCCAAUGUUACAGCAGAGUUCAAAGAGACCCGACGGCGCCUGAGUGUCGAGAUUUACGACAAGUUUCAGAGAGCCACCUCCAUUAAAAGGAAGCUCUCGGCAGAACUGGCAGUGAACCACAAUCAGGAGCUGACUCCCUGCAAGAGGACGCUUUCGGUGAAUCACCUGACCAGCGACAAGGACAUGUUGCCGCCGCUCACAAAGACUGACAGUAUUUAUCUGAACGGUUUGACGCCACACUGUGCAGUGGAAGAGAUCGCAGUCAUUGAAAAUAUUAAGUAGCGCUGUCUUUGGGAAGCCGUCAGCUGACCCGUGGGCCAUAUACUUUGCUCUGUGUGACUGAUGCCGUUAGCAUUUUUUAAAUGUGCAUGAGCUCCAAAGAGAAAAAAGCCUCGGCCGCCGCCACCGCUCCCACCACCGCCACAAAACCUUGGGACUGUGAGCCUGCACUGUCUUUUCGAAGAUACUUUUGAAUGGUACCAUUCUCAUGUUGAGGUGGUGAAACAAAUAAUGUCUGAUGCCUUUUUGUGCCCAGACUGUUUUUCUUUUCCCUUUUUUUUCCUAAUGUGCCAUAAGGCCCAAGAAUGAAUUAUAAUUGUUUAUGCUAAUAAUGUAGCUUUGAGGGAUAAAUCCUUAACUUUUCAGGGUCUACCUAACUGAGCCUAGACAUGGACCAUUUCUGGAUGACAACAUUUUUUUGUAAAUGGCAAGAAAUUCUUAUGCAGCCUUUUACCUAAGAAAUUUUUGUCAGUGCCUUAUCUUACGAAGAAACAGAACCUCUCCAGUUGCCCGGUUUUGCCCAUCUCCCCUGUCCACCCUUAAGCCUCUCCAGUCCUCCUCUUCUCCCAGCCCUCUGCAAGUGCACCAAAUUCAUUUGGCCUUUCAGAUUGCUGAAAAUGGUAUGGAAAAAUGACUGGAGUGAAGAUACCUGAAUAAAGGACGGAUGCCAAACUCAAUGGAUACUGGAACAACCCUCCUCAAAUCCUAGGUCGACAGGCCCUGCAGUUAAAAGAGGGAUGAAAACAACCACUGAGAAAUAUCUGUUUUACUCAGGACCAGAGAAUCCACAUCCCCAAUGGAAUUACAAUCAGGCCUAUGAAAUCUGUACUCCAUGGCAGGUCUUACAUAUCGUGGCAGUGGUCAGCAAUUUACCCCAUUCUUUACCAGGUGUAUCCCAAAACAAGGAAAGAAAACUGGCACAUAACUAAAUUAUUUGAUAGCUGAAAACAACCCCCAAAAUCCCUAAUGUUAUUAAAACCAAUUUGGAUUAACCAUCAUAACAAGAGACUACGGCAAAGUGUUAUUGUAGUAAAUGCUAAUAAGCAUCCUACUGCAGCAUCUGUCUGUUGCUUUGGCACAUGAAAGUGUUCUGCAUGUUUUGUUAGACCAUCCCUCUCAAGCCAGAAACAGUGUUUAGAACAAUGUAGCAGUGUUGGGCUGUGGUACGGUUGCGUCCGGUGGAGCUGUGGUAGAAAUGAAAGCAGAAGUUCAAAGCGGCAGCACUUCUUUCCAAGCUGAAAAUGUGGAAAGUGGGCUUGUCAUCUCUGUCCUGACAAAGAUAGCUGUUAGAGCACAAUUGCAAUGUUGAGCACCCUUCAGAUAGGAAAGGUUAAUAUUCAGAGUUAAGAAGUAUUUUCAGAUUAAUUUUGUAUCCUCUAGUUUCGAGGAUAUUUCUAAGCAGCAGAAAAAUCCAGCAGGGUACCCUAUAGAUGGAGAACAUUACCUUUAUUUUCCUAUUCUAAAUUAGUGUACAAUAUUUUUGAAUACCAUUCAAAAUUAUACAAAAGUAAAAUGACUUCUAGUGAAAAAUAGAGACCCCCACCCCACCCCCUUAAAAGUGGGAAAAAUGAAGCAUGGAUUUGGACCGUGUGAAAAGAAGCAUUCCUACUAUUCUUCUGAUGCAGUUGUUUUUAAAAUAGUCAAUUGGAAUUAAAGUAUUAGGAAUGUUUGCAGAACUAUUGAAACUUGACAUGUACAUACCAUACUUAGCUUGCUGAGGAGGACUGUUAUAAAAUGAGGAAAAAAACACACCAUCUUGUCAGGCCAGGCUCUUUUAAGAAAGAAAGCUACACCUAUUUCCUCAAUAACUGUGUUCUCAAAGUUCAUAUGGUGAGAUGAAUCUCUUGCCAUGUAUAAACUGUGAAUUGU